Ostrea edulis (European flat oyster) is the source of this 732-nucleotide messenger RNA. RefSeq names its product macrophage mannose receptor 1-like. The transcript has 4 exons. Gene Ontology annotation, molecular function: signaling receptor activity. Lineage: Eukaryota; Metazoa; Mollusca; Bivalvia; Ostreida; Ostreidae. The coding region runs from base 42 to 677 and encodes 211 amino acids. The record is from RefSeq and is a predicted model, not a curated record.
AUAUAUAGAUAAGAUAAUGGAUUUCCAGCACAUUUUAUGCAAUGUUGUCCUUGUGUAUUCUUUUGCUGGCGACUGUCGUAUAUGGUGACGAUGUAAGUAUUUGUCCUUCCCAAAUCCAACAUGGUGCCACACUAAAAACUCACGGGACACAUUGCUAUGAGUUCCAGCUUCACAUUAAGAGGGACUGGAAGGCAGCUCAGGGAGACUGCGCUGCUAGAGGAGGAACACUCGUAGUCGUCAACGACAACGAGGAACAGACCUUCCUCAUGUCUUCACUAAAAUCGCUCUCAUUUCACGCAACUGGUGUUUGGAUAGGUUUGUCCGACACAAACCAAGAAGGAACGUUUGCAUGGGUCACAGGGGAGACCAACUCCUUUACAUUUUGGGCACCAGGGCAACCCCACUCGCCUCACUCUGGCAGAAGCGUACGAUUUCUCCUUGACAGCGUAGCUGACGAGGACUGUGUUCUUAUGAAGUACUCCGAUUCCGGUCACUGGCACGACUACCCCUGUAAAAAGUUAGAUCCACUUGGACUUGUGCGAGAGAAUUAUCCCUAUGUCUGUGAAUACAAUGCGGUGGGAACUGCAGCGCCAUCAACUGUUUCGACCAUUGCGCCUUCUACUUUGAGUAGCACCUUCGCUGCUUUACCAGAUACUCCUAGUGUACCAACGCUGUGAACUGACUAGACUACAUGUACUAACCCAUUAUUGUAGAUAAAUGUAUAAUCAGAUA